GCCGGUCGCCCCCGAUCGGGUCCGCCCGCCCGCAGCGUCUCGUUGGUGCUGCCGGUGACCUCCGACCCCGCGGCUCCGGGGAGGUGGAGGCCUUAGCUCCGGGCGGGCGGCGGUUGCUACAGCGGGACCCGGGAGCGGGGCCCGGCGCCGCCCGGGCCGCGGGGCGAUGUGAGCCCCAGGUGUGUCCCAGGGAGAUCCAGGUGACUUCUCUGCAGACUGCUUGCCAUGAUGCCCCACCAAGAACGGCGGGAAUAAAGUGGGGGUCGUUCCCCAUGCCCCUCCCAUGGUCAGCUCCCCGAUGGCCUGGGUGAGGGUGGGCCGGCUGCUCUGACACCAUGGGGAGCUGCUGCAGCUGCCUGAACAGAGACAGUGUCCCAGACAACCACCCCACCAAGUUCAAGGUGACGAAUGUGGAUGACGAGGGGGUGGAGCUGGGCUCCGGAGUGAUGGAGCUGACACAGAGCGAGCUGGUGCUGCACUUGCACCGGCGCGAGGCUGUCCGCUGGCCUUACCUCUGCCUGCGGCGCUACGGCUACGACUCCAACCUCUUCUCUUUCGAGAGUGGCCGCCGGUGUCAGACAGGCCAGGGUGCGUACCAGCUCCUGCCCCGUGCUGUGAUGGGGACUUGUGCACCCGGGACAGGGAUAUUUGCAUUCAAGUGCUCCCGGGCCGAGGAGAUCUUCAACCUCCUCCAGGAUCUGAUGCAAUGCAACAGCAUCAAUGUGAUGGAAGAGCCGGUCAUCAUCACCCGCAACAGCCACCCUGCUGAGCUCGACCUCCCUCGGGCCCCCCAGCCUCCCAACGCUCUAGGCUACACCGUCUCCAGCUUCUCCAAUGGCUUCCCUGGCUGCCCGGGGGAGGGCCCACGAUUCUCAGCGCCCCGGCGCCCCUCGACAAGCAGCCUGCGACACCCCUCGCUUGGGGAAGAGUCCACCCAUGCCCUCAUUGCCCCAGACGAGCAAUCCCACACCUACGUCAACACACCGGCCAGCGAGGAUGAGCACCGCAGGAGCCGGCAGUGCCUGCAGCACCUGCCUGAGGGCCGGGCGCCCCUCGCCCCGCAGGCCCGGGGUCCCGACCAACGGGACCCACAGGUAUUCCUGCAGCCGGGCCAGGUGAAGUUCGUGUUGGGCCCCACCCCAGCUCGGUGGCACACAGUGAAGUGCCAAGGCCUCUGCCCCAGCCUGCAUGACGCCCCCCAGCACAACAAUAACAACGAGGGCCCGUCCGAGUGCCCGGCCCAGCCCAAGUGCACCUACGAGAACGUCAGUGGGGGGCUGCGGCCCGGGGCUGGCUGGAGACUGAGCCCGGAGGACCCGGGCUGGAAUGGCCUCACUCACCGCCGGGCCGCCCUGCUGCACUACGAGAACCUGCCCUCGCUGCCGCCCGUGUGGGAGAACCAGGCCCAGCCGCUGGGGGAGGAGGCCGGGGAUGAUGGAGACUCACGGGACGGGCUCACCCCCUCGUCCAAUGGCUUCCCCGAAGGCGAGGAGGACGAGACCCCACUGCAGAAGCCCACCAGCACCCGGGCUGCCCUCCACAGCCACGGCAGCUUCCCUGUGCCGCUGACCCGCCGCCGAGGCUCCCCGAGGGUCUUCAACUUUGAUUUCCGCCGGCCUGGCCCUGAGCCCCCGAGGCAGCUCAACUACAUCCAGGUGGAGCUGAAGGGCUGGGGUGGAGACCGCCCCAAGGGGUCCCAGAACCCCUCAGUCCCCCGAGCCCCUGUGCCCACCACCCACCCUGCCCGCAGCUCAGACUCCUACGCCGUGAUUGACCUCAAAAAGACCGUGGCCAUGUCCAACCUGCAGAGGGCUCUGCCCCGGGAUGACGGCACCGCCAGGAAAACCCGGCACAACAGCACCGACCUGCCUCUGUAGGGACUUCCUUCCGCCUCGCCCUGCCCAGCCUCUGCCUCCGCUCCUGCCGAAACCAACAUGCCCAGGGCUCAGGGUUGCUUCGCAGAAGGGCCUGGAGGUGGGACCAGAUGCUUCCCCGCUCUGGCCAGAGUCCCCAAAGAUAUAUAUAUCAACCACUGAGUCUCCUGGUGUCCGAGCUGGGGACAGAUAAAGAGGCGAGAAGGGAGCCACGAUAUAAACUGUGAAGGGUCCCGUGAUUGCAUUUCGCCCCCUCCCGUCACGCCCAUUUGUCUCGUCUGUUGUCUGUGUGGUUUUUUUGGUUGAAAUUUGGAAACAUUUUGUACCUGUUGAUUUUAUUUAUCAGUUUAUUUUUCUAUUUAUUGUUUUAAAUGUAAUUUAACAUAUUUAUUAUUAAUAUAAUUAUUUUUAAAUUCCA
Messenger RNA from Camelus dromedarius (Arabian camel), 2292 nucleotides. It is a transcript of the gene FRS3, whose product is annotated as fibroblast growth factor receptor substrate 3. NCBI's taxonomy places the organism in Eukaryota, Metazoa, Chordata, Mammalia, Artiodactyla, Camelidae. The transcript has 7 exons. Gene Ontology annotation, biological process: fibroblast growth factor receptor signaling pathway. Gene Ontology annotation, cellular component: cytoplasm. Gene Ontology annotation, molecular function: transmembrane receptor protein tyrosine kinase adaptor activity; fibroblast growth factor receptor binding. The record is from RefSeq and is a predicted model, not a curated record. The coding region runs from base 336 to 1877 and encodes 513 amino acids.